Echinostoma caproni is the source of this 1071-nucleotide messenger RNA. NCBI's taxonomy places the organism in Eukaryota, Metazoa, Platyhelminthes, Trematoda, Plagiorchiida, Echinostomatidae. The record is from the annotation of a GenBank genome assembly.
AUGUUGGAAAAGAAAGAUAUCACAUUUGCUGAGGUUCGAAAAAUCUGUGAGCAAAGUGACGAUUUGUGUGCUGCCACAAAUGCGGAUACUCCUGUGUUAUUCCAUCGGCGAUCAACGAAACCCUUACGCGACGCACCCAAUGUUCAUAAUUCACCCCAGGUUCCUCAAGUACCCAGUUCAAACCAAACACAACCGAAGGCUGCGACCAACCGCUGCUUUUCGUGUGGUGAAUACCAUUUUCGUUCGAAUUGUCGGUUCCGUAAUGCCACUUGCCAUGCAUACGGUAAUAUGGGCCAUAUUCGCAAGGUGUGCCGAAUGCCCAAGUGCAACCUCGUCAAUUCCCAUAUCCCAACGGCAGAUGAGAACUCAAGCCCAAUCUACACGCUGCAAACCACCGAACCCAACAGCCGGUUUGUGUUCGCCCCACUGAGGUUCGAGUUUGGUGUGGAGCAUCGAUUCAUCAUGGACACAGGAAGCAGCGAAUCUAUCCGACCGAAAUCAGCACUCAUUGCAAUUUGUCCCAAUGCUGUUCUAGCCCCGAAUUCAGUGCGCAUCCAUGGGGUUACCGGCCAUCAAUUGCAAUUACUUGGCGUUCAAUCUGAGUCCGGUGUGUCAAUCCCGACCCAGUUCCUGGAAUUAGCUCACAGACCGUCCAUUCUGGGCCUGCGAGCAAUGCGGCUACUACAAGGGAACGUGGCUAUCAAGCCAUCCAACUGUGUGUUUGGAGUGAGUGAGUUGGAGUUUCUAGGAUUCACAUUUGAUUCNCGUCCCGAUUCGACACGUUUCAAACCAUUGAAUAACAUCGAAUCUCCAAAGGAUCAAACGCAUUUGAGAUCCAUGAUGGGAUGCCUACAGUACUAUUUCCGAUUUAUCCCAAACUUUGCCACAAGGGCGCAGCCGCUUUUCCGUGCUCAGUGUUCAGACGCUUGGGAAUGGUCGGUGGAGUGUGAAGAUAUCUUACGUGAUUUAAUUCGCUGCGUUACUGAUCGUCCUGUUUUGGCCCCGUUUUCACCAUCAAACCUACUAUGCUCAUCACCGAUGCGUUCGACGUCGGAAUUGGUGCUGUAUUAA